AAAGUAUAAACUACAACCUACAUGUUUCAGAGCUAUCAUGUUAUACAAGUUAAACUGAUGCAAUGUAGAAAACAUAACAGUCUGCUAAAUUACUUGUAAGGAACUGAUAACUUGCCUCAAACUUGAAUUCUCCAAUCGACAUAUUUGCAACUGCAAUUGGCGAACAUUUGAUAUUUCAAACUUCAGGCUGUUUAAUCUCGCAGACUUCAUAAUUAAAAAUAUAAGAGGUAGCACCUACAUUAAAGAUUAGAAAAUUGACACGAGUUUUUAGCAACUUAGUUCCGGAAUCGAAAACUGAAUUUUAAAAAUGGCGUGGCAUAACGGAAAAUGGUGGCCCAUCUAUGUACCAGAUUGGUAUGCUCCUAGGGUUUCUCAGAACUUAUUUGAUCCUUACAGUUUCUGCCAUAUUCUUCAUGGUUUCAUAUUCUUCGGUUUAUGGGGGUGGUGGCCUCAACUAGUCUGGGGGUAUGCUUGGUGGUGGGUUUGGUUAGUUGGAGCAGGAAUAGCUCUACUAGCUGAACUAGCUCAUGAGCUAAUUGAGAACUCAGAGUGGAUGAUCCAGAUGUACAGAAAUAACAGCGGCACAUCAGGACUAUACGAGGGGGAUAGCCUUCAAAAUAUAAUCGGAGAUUUGAUAUCUUGUAUUUUUGGUUGGUAUCUCACUGCCCUAUGCGUUCAUUACGGGGUUUGGUGGAUUAUCCUAAUAUGGACUGUAACCUCUGAGCUAGCCUUGUUGUUUUAUAUGAGAGAUAAUGGAAUACUUGUUGUAAUCCAACUAACUUGUAAUAUAGAGGCUAUAAAGAGAUGGCAGGCUGAGAAGGUUCCAGAAGAAGGUCAACCUAAACCUAACCCUGAAGAGACUGCAGCUCUUAAACCUCUAGCAUAAGCUUACAUUAUUGUUUUUAAUCAACCCCUAUACAACUAUUUUGUACAUCUUGAAAUAUAAUUUAAAAAUAUGUA
Eurytemora carolleeae is the source of this 960-nucleotide messenger RNA. Its product is annotated as UPF0314 protein Sala_3154. Bases 308 to 886 code for a protein of 192 amino acids. Lineage: Eukaryota; Metazoa; Arthropoda; Copepoda; Calanoida; Temoridae. The record is from RefSeq and is a predicted model, not a curated record. The transcript has 7 exons. Gene Ontology annotation, cellular component: plasma membrane.